UCUAACGGAAUGUGAAGGCAUGCUACCACAUAUCAAUUGUGAGGGAUAAGCUAGCUGUCUAGUGUAGGGUCUGUCUAGUUGCUACCUGGUCGAGAAUCAAGAUGAAUAUAUUUUCUCUUGAUGUGCUCGUUGAGUAUUUUUUUAAAAACCCAUCCAUAGUGGUAUGGCUGUUUCUUAUAUAUGUCUUCAUAUAUAUUUUAUCGGUGAUGUUUGGCGGUGCCAAACCAGGAAGAAAUCCCCUCGCUUCAGAUGUCCGUCGACGACGGGAGCCGCUUAUGCUGGACCACAAGGCAAGAGACGCAGUCCUCAAACAGAGAUUUAAGACGACCAAAGUUCCGGAGAAGUUAGACGCAGUGAUCAUCGGCAGCGGUGUUGGCGGGUUGUCUGCGGCGGUGCUGUUGGUGAAGGCGGGGAAGCGGGUGUUGGUGCUGGAGCAGCAUGACCAGGCUGGGGGAUGCUGUCACACGUUCAGGGAGAAGGGGUUCGAGUUCGAUACAGGUAUCCAUUAUGUGGGGGACAUGGACGGGCACAGCAUGUUCUCCACCAUCGUUGACCAGCUGACUGAGGGACAGCUGUUGUGGGUGCCGCUGGACGAUGAAUUUGAUGUGGUGGCGCUAGGUCCGCCCGGGAAGCAAAAGACGUACCCCAUGAAGACGGGACGUGAGCAGUACUACAACAACCUACAUGCUCUGUUCCCUGAAGAGAAGGAAGCCAUUAACAAGUACCGGGCUGCCGUUAAGGCAGCACAGAAAGGGAAUGCCGGGCCAGUAGUUCUGAAGAUGCUGCCAAAGUGGCUUGCACGGUUACUAGUGGCAACAGGACUAUUCAACUUGUUCUUCGGUGGCUUCUUCAAGUAUGCGAGCCGAUCCCUGAAGAGCGUCCUUGAUGGUAUAACGUCGAACAAGGAGCUGCAGGCCGUCCUGUCCUAUAUCCUCGGAGACUACGGACUUGUGCCGAGUGAGGCCCCCUUUGCUAUGCACGCCAUGCUUGUGGACCAUUAUCGCAAAGGGGCGUACUACCCCGAGGGCGGCACCAGUGAGAUCUCUCUUCACAUGGUCCGAGCUAUUGAGAGGUAUGGCAGCAAGGUUCUGGUCAACGCUCCGGUCACUAACAUCCUCUUCAAUGACAAAGGCAGAGCUAUUGGUGUUCGUGUCAAGAGCAGUGCAUCGGGAGACGUGGACAUAUAUGCCAGACAGGUGAUCUCUGACGCUGGAGCACGCAACACGUUCAAGACGCUGAUCCCUAAAGAGAUUGCAGAGAAAUCCUGUUUCUAUAACAUGGUGGACCAGCUUGGGCCAGGAGUGUCCUGUAUCACAACCUUCUGUGGCCUGUCAGGCAGCCCCUCCGACCUAAAGAUGAAGGCCAGCAACUACUGGGCGUACACAAGCACUGACAUAGACGGCUCAAUCAAAGACUUCGUGAAUCAGAGUGUUGAAGAUGCUGUAAAUUCUGAAGUGCCCCUCAUCUACAUCUCCUUCCCAGCAGCUAAAGACCCCUCGUGGGAUACACGGUUUCCAGGUAAGAGUGUGGUGCUGCUGAUCACCAUCGCCAAGUGGGAGUGGUUCUCCGAGUGGAAGGAUGAGCGUUUGCGUCACCGCGGCGAGCGAUACGAGGACUUGAAGAUGACCAUUGGACGAAAGAUGUGGGAGCAGACUGUCUCCCUCUUCCCACAGCUGGAUGGCCAGCUAGAGUACAUGGAGGUGGGAACCCCAGUGAGCAACCUGCACUACCUCGGAGCUCCCCUUGGGGAGAUGUACGGCAUGGAUCACAGGAGUGAGCGCCUCUCUGCAGACACGUCAAUCAACAUGCGGCCAGCCACGGGAAUACCAGGCCUCUAUAUGACAGGCCAAGAUGUGUACAUGUGCGGCUUCGUCAGUGCCGUCCUCGGGGGAAUGUUGUGCGCAGGCACCAUCCUCAACCGCAACCUCAUCAACGAUGUGGAGCGUCUUCGCAAGACACUCAACAAGCAGCCGCAGAAGAAAGUGAAUUAGAUCAUGAACAAUGUUUCAUGUCAAAGUGAGUUUCCUGUGAUUUUAUCCAUUGUGAAAGAACUCUACGUCAUGGUCCCAAAGACAGCUAUGGUAUUGCUGAUGUCACAAACAUCGCUUGUGUUGGGGAUAACAUAAUAAUUCUACUCAAUGACUUGCCCAAUGAAUUAUACCUGAUGACCAAACCCUUGUCAAGUUUUAUACAGACUUGAUUAAAGUUGACUAUUUAUACCUCAUUUUGUAACAUUAAUCUAACAAUAAAUGUGCAUUAGGAUUUACAAUUUCAUCUUUACAAAUAUAAUUUUGCUAGCAGUAUGUAACACUAAACAGACAUUGCUGGGUGAAAAUUUGCAUAUAAAAUUGUUGAUUGGAUGUACAAUGUUAUAAGUAAAGACUGUUAUAACUUCAAUUGUUUUUUGUGGCUUUUGCUUCUUUCAUUUAACUUUUUCUGAAAUAUUUCUCACAAUUUUACAAUGGAUUCUCCUGAAGAUUUAACUGAAUUGAACUACCUUAAGAGUUUCAAGUAAUAGAAGGACCAUCUGAAUUCUGGAGUUUUAUUGAAACAAAGUGUGCCGACUGGUUUCCAACCACUCAUGAUAACUACAAGUGUUGAGUCCUGUAUCCGGUAGCAAUAAGUAGGUUGUACUGUAUACUGGGAGGAACCCAGGAGGAGUUGUGUCCCUUGUUCCAACACCAGGAGAUGAUGUCCGCAGGGUUCACGAUGCUGGGCUGAUCAGUAGUUGAUAUAUUCAGCAUCACAUUCCAUCUGUACAAUUUCCAAGAACAUACAUUGUACCAGUAUCUUCAAAAGGGUGGCACAUUUCCCCCACAUUUAGUUUUAGAGUUUGCCCCCUUAGGUCUGCCAGGAUAUUUUUGUGGCUGCUUUCAGUCCUUUAGUUCUGUGAAAAUUGGUUUCUCAGCAACUAGUGCUUGUGGUUUUACUGAAGGGGAAAGUCUAGCACCUCCAUCACUGCCGCUCCGUCCAUGACCAGCGCACCGAAAAUUCUCUUGAAAGCCGGUUCUACCCAGACCCUUCAUAUUUCCUCUUUUUCUCAGUUGUAUGUGAGUCCUACUUUAUCCUGAUUAAAUUUUAGAAAAUUUCAGUGCCAAAGUCCAGAACAAAAUGUUUGACAAUGUUGGUGCCAUUUUGUAGCUGUCAUUUGUAUUGCUCCCUGUGUGAUUGUGAGAUGCAGCAUCCGCUAUUUAAUACAUGAUACAUGAUACAUGAUGUACCAAGCCUUUCCAGUACCCUGAACAUUGUGAUCCGUGACAGUCCAACAACAAGUCCGUCUGUAGUGCCAAACAUACUGUAGUGGCAGUGCCGCCAUCGCCUCUGAUGGUGCAGCAGUCGUGUUGGACAUGUACACGUAGAUGGAAUGUCACAUUAUUUAUGUUUGCUUAUUUCAUGUUGUCUUUGUUUCCAGUGAUUUAAAUCAUGUUAAUCACCAGUUCACCUUUUUAUUUUAAUAAACUAAGUACUCAGUG
Messenger RNA from Haliotis rubra (blacklip abalone), 3473 nucleotides. RefSeq names its product all-trans-retinol 13,14-reductase-like. The record is from RefSeq and is a predicted model, not a curated record. Gene Ontology annotation, molecular function: oxidoreductase activity. NCBI's taxonomy places the organism in Eukaryota, Metazoa, Mollusca, Gastropoda, Lepetellida, Haliotidae. The transcript has 12 exons. The coding region runs from base 102 to 1991 and encodes 629 amino acids.